AUGACUGAUAUCUCUGUCUCUCUGGGCCAGGACCCAGAGGGCCUUGUGGGGGGUUAUGAGGGCAAUAGCAACGCGAUCAAAAUAACCAUGGGCGUUCUUGUCGCCUUGCUCUUGUAUAACGCAAUUGAGCUGACGGUCUUGAUAUUUACAACCUUCCAACGAUAUCAUGGGCUUUACUUCUGGUCUAUGAUGCUUUCGACAAUCCUAGGCCUUUAUCCCAGUGGCAUUGGCAAUCUUCUGCAUUUCUUCGACAUUGGGCCGUUAUGGUUAGCCUUCUUGCUAUCCAACAUUGGCUUCUAUUUCAUGGUUCCCGCCCAGUCAUUGAUCCUAUACUCGCGUCUCCAUCUCGUCCUCUACAAUCAACGACUCCUCCGAUUCAUCCUCUACGCGAUCAUUGCAACUACUAUCCUCAUCGGCCCCCCAGUAACAGUCACAACAUGGGGCUCAGCACUCGUCGAAAGCCCUGGCUGGAACGCAGCAUACACAAUCAUGGAACGUUUACAAGUGGCCUGGUUCUGCGUGCAAGAGUUCUUAAUAUCAUCGCUCUAUAUCUGGGAGACAGUUAAAAUUCUCCAGAUGAGUACUGCGACUAGCAAGCGUCGGAAAAAUAUCAUGUACCAGCUGCUUGCUAUCAAUGUCCUGAACGUGGGAAUGGAUGUGGCGAUUAUCGUUGUGGAAUAUGUCGGCUUGUAUUAUUUGCAAGUCCUUCUAAAAUGCACAAUAUACAGUAUUAAGCUGAAGCUUGAAUACGCUGUCCUUGGAAAGUUGACGGCAAUUGUGGAACCGUCACAUUUGGAACUGACGCCGAGUGGCGAAAAUGAUCUUUCGGGGAUCUUUGCUGUUCAAAAUGACAAUGUGUGUGACUCAAUGCCGACCAAGUGUCAUAUUGAGCUUGCCUCUUAUAGGCUACAUAACGAUGAUGUUUGA
Messenger RNA from Penicillium angulare, 927 nucleotides. RefSeq lists its product as uncharacterized. NCBI's taxonomy places the organism in Eukaryota, Fungi, Ascomycota, Eurotiomycetes, Eurotiales, Aspergillaceae. The coding region runs from base 1 to 927 and encodes 308 amino acids. The record is from RefSeq and is a predicted model, not a curated record. The transcript has a single exon.